This is a messenger RNA of Arachis stenosperma, 2381 nucleotides long. RefSeq lists its product as uncharacterized. The coding region runs from base 1060 to 2202 and encodes 380 amino acids. Lineage: Eukaryota; Viridiplantae; Streptophyta; Magnoliopsida; Fabales; Fabaceae. The transcript is spliced from 5 exons. The record is from RefSeq and is a predicted model, not a curated record.
GUAAAAUAAAUGAAAGGCAGAUAUUGAGUAAAAACCAUAAAGGUAUUGAAGAGAUGUGGUUCUUUAGAGGAUUCAAGUUACUGGACUGAGAGAAUUUUUGUAUAAAGAAGGCAAGCUGAUCUCUGUCAGUUUUGGAGCAGCUCCAACUGUGCAGCUAAUGUUUAGUUCUCAAAUGACGAAAUCCACGGCUGAGAAGUUCACAGGUCACAUUUUACAAGCAUUUGAAUCUGUCCUCGGAACAUCUGUAACGAUAGAAAUUAGAUGCGAGUCAACUAGAGAUGCAGGCUCAGCUGUUCAACUUCCUCUUACAUUGUCUGCUACUGAUGAUAGUUCGUCACACAUUAGAGAAUUAAGUGGUGUUGGUGUCGGUGUCGCUCAAGCUCAUCCAAGGGGUGAAAUCAUAGAAGAAGCAGCUUCUCCAGCAGAGCACAAGAAUGAUGCACAGCAAGUUGAUGCUCAUGCAACAUCUUACAGAAGUGUAGAAGGUUCAAGUAUAGGGCAAGCAUCAGCUUCCCAAAGAAAUCCAAUAGUUAAGUCUCACUUGGACUGCAAAAAGCUUAGGGAAAACUCCUACGAGUGCUUUAUCUAUGUCGAAUGAAGUAUAUCUGUGUUGGUCUGGAAAACUCCUUUGCCUUUCAACAUCUUAAGAAAUUAGAAAUAUAUGGAUGUGAAAAGGUUGAGGUAAUCUUUCCUGUUUCUGCUCUGCGAUACCUACCCGAAUUGGAGCGACUAGAGAUAACAGAAUGCCAAGCCUUAAAGCAAAUCAUUGAAGAGGAUGUGGAGAGUAAAAGGUGGUCGAAUCGUUUUCAUCCGCAGCCAUGCUUCCCGAAACUAGCUGCACUUUUUGUCAACAAUUGUCACAACUUAAAACGUCUGUUUUGAGUGUCUGCAUCAAAUGAUCUUCCCAAUCUAAAGUUGCUCAUCAUAUGGGGUGCCAGUGAGCUGGAAGCACUGAUCAGUGACAAGAAAAGAAAGGCGAAAAUUGAGCUACCAAAGCUUAAGCUUGCAGUGCUAACCUAUCUAUCCAGUCUUUGCCAAGAGAUUGAAUUGCCCAGUCUAAUGCUUCGUGUUGUCCAUGAUUGUCCAAAACUCUCUUUGACUUCAUCAUUUCCUACGCUUGAGGAGUUUGAAGGAAAACUUUCUGAAUUGAACAAAGAUUUGAAAAUUGAUGAGUUUUAUAGGUGGAAGUUAGUUAAGAUGGUAGGUGAAAUUAUUAAAUCAGAUAGCAGAGUUGAGGAUCCUACUAAGGAAGUCACUACAUACUUUCCAGUUGGCGCUGAAGAUGAAACCAGAAGCACUAUGGAAAUUCAUCAGAGUAUUAGGAGAGACAUUGGAGAAGGAGCUACUUCACAUAAUGGCAAGACAGUAACCCUCUCAAAUCAUUUACAAUCAGCUAGAUCAAAGUCAGACCAGUCAGUUAAUUCUCGGCAUAAAUCAUAUUCACAUCCAACAAAUAAAAAUAAUGAGCAUCGUCCUGUAAUUGUUAGAGAUUCCAAGUAUGAUAUUCCCAUCAGUUUAGUCCAAAUAGGGGAGGAAGACAAUAAUGACCCAAAAUUUGCACCUUUUGUUUCUGUUCUCGCAGAAAAACAUCCUGUCACCGAUGAUAAUUUGGUGGAGAAGGUCGUUGCCGAUGUAGAAGAAUCUCUAAAGAUGCCUCUGAAGGACAUAGCUAGUUCUGAGGCUAACUGUCUUCGCCUUCUAACUGCUCUUAAAUUCUUGUCUCACCUUCCUUUAGAAGAUGAAACCCUAUCAAGUGGACUUAAAACAGUCAUAGACUCCUUACACCAAGAAUUUCCAAGCAUUCUAUGGUCCUUUAAACAAGCCUUUGCUGCCACGCAUAGAUUUGCAGUGCUUGAAGAAAAGAAGAGAUGCAUUAUGGAAGAGCUGAGUCAUCAAAACGAGAAAGCCUAUGAGAUGCAAGAAACUGUGAAGGAAGGAAUCAUAAGGCUGGGGAAAGAAAUAGAAGACUGUGAAGCUGAACCGUCAUCUCUUGAAGAGGAAAAGAAGCAAUGCAUUUUCAAAAGUACAAGGGUGAAAAAGGAAUCUGAGAGUGUGAGGAGAGACAUUCCCCAAAUGGUGUGGAAUAUCAAAGAAAAGCUAAGCAGCAAUUAUUUGAGGUCAAUUAUAAAUGGUCAGCUUUGUGUAGUCAAUUUCAGCUUAACCACAUGGUUGCCAGAAGACCCUCUUAAGGAUUCUUCAUGAUCAUUUAUUUCUGCUUUUAUUUUCUUUGUGAAUUUUCCAAAUGUAUAUUCCUCCUUUAUUACUGUACUUAGUAUCAUUUUUUUUUAUAACUACUGAUUUGGUGUAAUGCUUGUUGUUUGAAGUCAAGUACACUUCCCAAUGGUUUGAAUAAUCCAAAACUUUCACUUGUAAUGGUCUUC